Plodia interpunctella (Indianmeal moth) is the source of this 2889-nucleotide messenger RNA. RefSeq names its product GTPase regulator associated with FAK (gene Graf). Gene Ontology annotation, biological process: signal transduction. Bases 247 to 2532 code for a protein of 761 amino acids. Gene Ontology annotation, molecular function: GTPase activator activity; protein binding. The record is from RefSeq and is a predicted model, not a curated record. Lineage: Eukaryota; Metazoa; Arthropoda; Insecta; Lepidoptera; Pyralidae. The transcript is spliced from 15 exons. Gene Ontology annotation, cellular component: cytoplasm.
GGUAAUUCCACUAGUAGAGUGACAGCUACGCAGUGAGUGGUUGCAUAUCAAUUCGACUGAAACGAAGAUAUUUAGCUUUUUUAUUCCAUUUUAUCGGUAUUUUAGCAUAUCGUCGGCUUGAAUUCGUCCCCGACGUGUAAUUAAUUCCGUCCGUGUGGAACGUUUUAGUGUCGCGUUGCCAUGGCCCCGAGGGCGGGCGCGCAGUGAAAGUAUAGUGAUUGUGACCGUGAUCCAGCUGCCAGGAGGAUGGGCGUGGGCUUGCAGCCGCUGGAGUUCACGGAGUGCCUGGCGGACAGCCCUGCCUUCCGCGAGAACCUGCAGCGCCACGAGAAGGAGCUCGACCGCACCAGCCAGCAGAUCAAACGGCUCAUCAAGGAAGUCAAGGAUGUCGUGCAGGCUGCCAAACGUCUCGGAGCCGCGCAACUGGCGCUGGCGUCCAGCAUGGAGCAGUUCGAGUUCGCGUGCAUCGGCGCGUCCAUGACGGAGGACGAGCGCGUCAUAUCGCACUCUCUGCAUCACUUCGCGCACCUCAUCCGCUGCAUAGAGGACGAGCGGGAGCGCAUGUUGGGGCGUGCACACGAGCAGAUCAUCCAGCCUCUAGAGAAAUUCCGGAAGGAGCACAUUGGGGCCGUCAAGGAGGGCAAGAAGAAGUUCGACAAGAAGACCGCCAAGUUCUGCCAGAGCCAGGAGCGGACGCUCUCGCUCUCCACCAAGAAGCAGGAGAACGUCUUCCAGGAGGCCGACGCGGCGAUGGACAUGGCGGAGCGCGACUUCUGCCGCGCGUCGCUGGAGUACGUGUUCCAGCUGCAGGCCGUGCAGGAGCGCAAGAAGUUCGAGCUGGUGGAGACGCUGCUGGGCUUCGUGUUCGGCUGGUGGACCUUCCACCACACGGCGCACGACGUGCACGCGGACGCGGAGCCGCGUGUGCGCGAUCUGCAGCUGCGCAUACAGCGGACGCGCAGCAACUUCGAGGAGACCAGCAAGCAGACAGAGUCGCUCAUGAAGAAGAUGAUGGAGGCGAGACAGAACAAAGAAGAGGAGAGCGAGGAGGGCGGCGUGUCGCGCGCGGGCUACGUAUUCGUGCUGGAGCGGAAGGCGUUCGGCUCCGCCUGGGCCAAGCAUUACUGCGUCUACCGCCGCGACUCGCGGCUGCUCACGCUCGUGCCCUACAACCAGAUCAACGUCAAGGCGGCGGGGUGUGCGGAGAGCGUGUGCGUGUGCGGCGCGCGGCCCAGCGGCGACGCCAGCGUCGACCGCCGCUUCUGCUGGGAGGCGGUGCCGGCGGAGAGCGCGCGCGCGGCGCUGACGCUGCAGGCGCUGAGUGAGCGCGACCGCAGCGCGUGGCUGCGGGCGCUGGCGGCGGCUCCGCCUGCGCCCGCACGCGGCGCCGCGCCCGCCGCCGAGCCCGGCCUGCUGGACGACGCCGGCUUCCACUUCGUGACCGCGCUCGUCGCAGAGAUCGAGCGCCGCGGCCUGGACGAACAGGGUCUGUACCGCGUGGCGGGCGUGGCGUCGAAGGUGGCGCGGCUGGAGGCGGCGGCGCGCGAGCCGCGGCGGCUGCCGCCGGCGCUGGCGGACCCGCUGCAGUGGGAGACCAAGACGCUGACGUCGGCGCUCAAGGGCUACCUGCGCGCGCUGCCGGAGCCGCUGCUCACGCGCCGCCUGCACCGACAGUUCAUCGCCGCCGCCAAGUGCGAGCGGCGGUCGGAGCGGCUGGCGGCCGUGGCCGCGCUGGUGCUGCAGCUGCCGUCGCGCAACCAGGACAUGCUGCACAUCGUGCUCGCGCAUCUCAGGAAGGUGGCGGCGAACAGCGACAAGAACCUGAUGACGCCGUCCAACCUGGCCGUGUGCUUCGGGCCCACUCUGCUCAGAGCCGAGCGGGAGACUGUGGCCUCCAUCCUCGAGCUCAAGUUCUACAACGUGCUGGUGGAGACGCUGCUGGACGACUGGCAGCCGCAGCACAACGGCGACAGAACAUCUCCGACGUCGAUACCGAUGUCAGCUCGUAAUGAUAUGAUAAAUUGUGAGCGGCUGUCAGUAUCUGACGGUCUAGGCGGUGGCCUGCAGCUGCCGGGCGGUAUUCCCGGAGGGGGAAGUGGGGCUCCCGGGGCCCUGGGGGUGAGGUACGCGGCGCCACAUCACGCAUUGCUGCAGCACUUCUCGCCAGCUACCGCCGCCGCGCUUAGACCAGGCGCGACCCGGUCCAGCAGCAGCUCCGCGGAGUCUGUGUCGUCGCACUCUGCGUCGCCGCCUCCCCCCACCCACGCGCCCGCCGCCGCAGCCCCUGCCAGACCCACGCCCCCCGCACACUCGCCACACAGCUCACUCACAGCGCUCGCACUCCCGCAUCACAGGCACACGCGUGUGCGCACGUUGUACGCGUGUUUAGGCGAGUCGGAGGGCGAGCUGUCGUUCGAGCCCAACCAGAUCAUCACCAACGUGGCGCCGUCGGCGGAGCCCGGCUGGCUGCGCGGCACCCUCAACGGCAAGGCGGGGCUCGUGCCCGAGAACUACGUGGAGCCGCUGCCCUGAGCCAAUAGAGUGUUUGCAAUUGGCUCGGACGUCAUUUUAACACGCUAUUGUGAACGGCUUUUGCAAAGACUAAUUAGUCUAUUUUGAAACUUGCUGUUACUAAAAGAGGCUGAUGUAUUCAGGCCGAUGCCUCGAGCUAACGACCACGCUCAACGGUCCGCAGAGGCAGCCACACCAAAUAUCAUAUCGUUGUAGUAUUACGUUGUUGAUUAUUUUGUAUCUGUAUAUUUUGUACAUUGUAAAUAAGAGUCUGUUGAUAUUACUAUUUAUAUUAUACUUAUGUUGUGAAUUUUUUACCAAAUAUACUGUAAUGUAUUGUGAUCCAUUAGAGGAUUUGUAAUUAUAAAAACGAAUACA